Molecule: messenger RNA, 950 nt
Organism: Gracilinanus agilis (Agile Gracile Mouse Opossum)
Lineage: Eukaryota; Metazoa; Chordata; Mammalia; Didelphimorphia; Didelphidae
Product: cytosolic 5'-nucleotidase 3A-like
Exons: 3
Coding region: 1-600 (199 amino acids)
Cellular component (GO): cytoplasm
Molecular function (GO): 5'-nucleotidase activity; magnesium ion binding
Source: RefSeq, a predicted model, not a curated record
AUGGGGGCUCUCCCUCGGGAUGGGGGGACUCCCCCUCAGGAUGGGGGCUCUCCCUCGGGAUGGGGGGUCCGAGGCCCAGCAGCCCUCCCAGAAAGCGUCCCUCCACGCCAUCAAUGGCGUCCCGCCCUUUGCAGGGAAGGCUACGAGCACUUCUUCGACAAGCUCAAGGAGCACAACAUCCCGGUGUUCAUCUUCUCGGCCGGCAUCGGCGACGUCCUGGAGGAGGUGAUCCGUCAGGCCGGGGUCUACCACAACAACAUCCGAGUCGUGUCCAACUUCAUGGAUUUCGACGAGAACGGGGUGCUGAAAGGAUUUAAGGGAGAAUUGAUUCACGUGUUCAACAAGCACGACGGCGCCUUGAGGAACACCCAGUACUUCAAGCAGCUGAAAGACAACAGCAACAUCAUCCUCCUGGGAGAUUCCCAGGGAGACCUGAGGAUGGCCGACGGGGUGGCCAACGUGGACAACAUUCUGAAAAUCGGCUACCUGAAUGACCGCGUGGAUGAACUCUUAGAAAACUACAUGGACUCCUAUGAUAUCGUUCUAGUAAAAGAGGAAUCCCUGGAAUUGGCCAAUUCCAUCCUCCAAAAAAUCCUGUGAACCAGCGAUGGGCAGGAAGCUUUCCUCCCGAGGACUAAUGGGCAGAGGAGCAGCUCUCGCAUCCCCAGACGAGCCCAUUGGACCAUCCUGUGACCUGGAGGCUUCUUCCCAUCACUUUGCCACCUUCUCGUCAUAUUCCAAUGAUAUAUUGACUCUGCUGAGUGGACACUUUGAAAUAAAAGUAUUUGCACCUUUUUUCACCUCUCACCACACUCCCUGCCACAAACUGUAGUCAUUCUCACCAAAAAAAGGCAACCCACAUGAAAGCCGAGUUGUGGAAACCUCCCGCCCCCACCCCCUUCCAAAGUGGAUUGUAUUUUGGUUUGAUCAUGAAUAUUUCUAGGAAUGUU